AUGCAAGUACCCCUAAUCAUUUCCACAGAUUGUGCUUCGAAUGACAAGUUAAAGGACCGCUUCAAUAGCAACGUCAUCGCCAUUGUGUGCUUGCCCGCAAACCGUCUACAUCUCGACCUACUCAAAGUUUUGGCCGCUAAAUUGCACCGUAGCCGUCAGGCGCGUAUUAUUCUACUGUUUGGAACAACUAAACCUACAGCGGGUCUGCUAGACGCCUUGACUGCUUACUGGGAGGAACAGUAUAUCACAAAUGUUAUUGGUUUUAGCGAUUUGCAGUCAUACUUCUAUCGUUAUUAUCCAUUUCCGAACGGACAUUGGAGACACGAGCUUUUAAAUAGCUCCAAGUUCUACUUUCCACUUCACCAAAGAGAUCUGAAGGGAAAACAUUUCCUUACCUUACCGGGACAAAUUGUGCCCCGCUGCCUUAUUUAUGUGGAUUCGGCCGGCCAACAGCACCUGAGCGGCUAUGUUGGGCUCCUGCUGCUCACCUUUGCAGAAAAAUACAAUAUUACCUUGCAGUACCUCUAUCCAGUAAUUCCAGGAGAAAUAUUACAUUUAACGGUUCUAUUAGAUUUUGUCACAAAUGGUUCGCUGGACGUAGCAAUCACAUUGGUUCCCCUAUCCUAUGGUGGAAAAGACUUUUACUCAUUUUUGACUUAUCCGCUGGAACUGAGUGGCUGGUUUAUUGUACUACCUUGUCCUCGGCCACUCGAUUACUCCGAAAUAUACGCAAUAGUCGUUACAGCCCAAGUGGUCGGCAUUUUGAUAAUACUCAAUAUUAUUUUCUCAGUACUGGACUCUAUUAUUAAGCAUCAAUUCUAUAAAAGUACCGAUGGCAUCAUUUGGACUGACAUUUUGGUCAACGAUAAUAUUUUUCGGGGAAUUUUCGGUCUCUCGUUUAUCAUAAAAAGACACCCAGUGCUAUCACUGAAAACACUUUACGUGUUUCUAUUUCUACUGGGCUUGUUCAUCAAUAACAUGUACACGGCAUAUUUUCAAACCCUCUUCACCAGUCCACCUCUAAAGCAGGAAAUAUUGACUUUCGACGACAUGCGAGACCAGAAUUUGGAAGUAAUGUUUGAUCGCAAGGAAAUAUCAACGGUGAAAGACUCACUUGGCUCUGAUUUCAAUCGAACAUUCAAGGAUAUAUUACUAUUGGAGGAUACUAGAACAUUUCAACGUCAUCGGAGAGAUUAUGACACCGCAUAUGCCUAUUCAAUGCCAGAAUCACUUUGGUCCAUCUUCAAGGCACAACAAGAAACAUUUGAGAGAAAACUGUAUUGCUUAGCUCCGACUCUAAAAUUUUUUGGCUUAUUGAUGAUGGGCAUACCUUUGGCCGAGAAUUCGUACAUCAUGGAGCCGCUGAAUAUGAUGACCUUGCGCGUCGUGGAAACUGGGCUUUUGGAGCAUUGGCGUACAGCGACUUACCUAGAUAUGGUAACAAGUGGCCAAUUGUUGAAGGUGGAAUCUAAAAUCGCGGAAAAAUUCCACAAUAUCAGCAUCCAAGAUAUCCAAUUGCCAUUUUAUUUACUGUUAUGUGGUUUAAGUGUAGGCGGUGCGGUUUUCAUUGCCGAACUUUGUUUAUUCAAAUUAAAGAACAAACAACAAGUGAAAAAAUAA
Bactrocera tryoni is the source of this 1620-nucleotide messenger RNA. RefSeq lists its product as uncharacterized. The record is from RefSeq and is a predicted model, not a curated record. NCBI's taxonomy places the organism in Eukaryota, Metazoa, Arthropoda, Insecta, Diptera, Tephritidae. Bases 1 to 1620 code for a protein of 539 amino acids. The transcript has a single exon.